This is a messenger RNA of Nicotiana tabacum (common tobacco), 968 nucleotides long. Lineage: Eukaryota; Viridiplantae; Streptophyta; Magnoliopsida; Solanales; Solanaceae. The record is from RefSeq and is a predicted model, not a curated record.
UCCUACACUAAAAAGAGAAACAACCGUUUCUGGAAAAGAAAAAAAAAAACUUCAUCUCUCGCUCAACUCCGGAGCCUCACUCUCAUCACUGUGGCGCAGACUCAAAAUGGGGAAAGUUUUAGGAUUUUUUAUUCCAGCGAUGUGUACAUUGAUCUGUGAAACUACAAUUUUCAAACCCAUUUCAGAUUCUCACCGAUCUGCAGCUUUAGAUUUGCUUACACCCAAAGAUGGAUCUUUUGAAAGCCUUGAAGUGACAUACAAGGCCUUAAGGUCAUUUGAGGUUCUUGGAACUGGAAAACAGCCUGGCAUCAAGGCGGUUAUAUGUAAAUCAGUGGUGGAUACUCUUAGGUCUCCAUCUUCAGCAUCGAAAGAUUUGUUUCAAGCAUUGAGAGUCAAUAGGAUAUUGAAGUGCGAGCUUAACAAUGAGGCUUUGGCUGGUAUAGCCUCUAGACUUAAGGAUAACGUGAACAGUGGUGGCUCAGUUGGAAGUUUAGUCCUUAUCGAGGGUCAAGCUUCUAAAGUUGAUGUACACCUUGGAGGUGCUGAUUCCGUUUUCCGUGCCAUAAAGGCUCUUAGCCAAAGUGAUGGAAGAUGGCGCUAUAGCUCCAACGAUCCCGAGUCUAGUACAUUUGCUGCAGGAAUUGCACUUGAGAGCCUGGCUGGUGUCGUUUCAUUAGCAUCUUCUGAGAUUGAUAAUUCUCUGUCCGUGUUCGAGUUUCCGGUGCCGAUUCAAGGUUUCGGUUCGCAAUUUCGGCAUUUCAGUCCAACGAUUGUCGCUUUGUUAUUCCGAUUAAUUUGCAAUUUUCAGUUUUGUUCAUCAAUAAAAGAUUCAAGCAGUUUGGAGUUGAACUUUUGAGGAUUUGGCAUCUUUGGUGAUUUUUAGCUUAUCUGGCGAAGGUAAGUCUCUUGGCUAACUUUGUUAAGAGGGAAACCCCUAGGAUUUGACUUGAUUGUUCUAUGCUUAAGGU